CUGUCACUCCGAUAGGUUUUUUGUUAUUGUUACUGCUGCACAAACUUGCUUUUGUUUACUAUUUCUAUAAACUAAUUAAUUAACAGAUAAAUAAACCCACAAUCUUAUAUUGGGAGUGUGUUAUCAAACCCACUGGUAAAUACAAAAAAGCCGACCCUCUCCCAAUGAGCAUUAAUUGGAUAAAGAUCACUGAAAGGGCCCGGGAGGGCAUCAAGAUUAUAAAUGCGUUACCGUUCGACACCUUCACCACAGUCCUUUGGUACACACACCGUCAGAUGAGUCCAAGCGGCUCCGGGGCUUCCGCGUCCACUAGCGCCGGCAGUACGGUGGGCACCAGUGUGACAACUACGGAGCGGGCGGACAGCAGUGGUGCCGGAGAGGAAAACCCCACCAGCAGUAGUGAGCCGGAGUACACGCUAGAGGAACUAGAGCGAUUGGUGGGCGUGCCACGGGCAGACUUCCUUCUGCUUAUCAAAACCUUUUCGUACAUCCUGCGCCGAAUCUCCACGUUCAUCAUUAAACCCAGUCUGUUGCAGCGUGAACUGCGCGACAAGCUGCAGCUAGAGGACGAGGCCAAGAUCGAUGCUAUUCUGCGGCUGUGGGUCCGUGAGACCACCCCGAUCAUGAACAAUUUGGCCAGCAAGCGGUACGAAUCGAAUGUGAUCGAGGACGUGGCAUGGAAGCUCAAUGUCGAGGUUUCCUCGCACUGCCAGCAACGGACAAAGACACCGCUGGCCGUUCUUCAGAUGAAGACGGGCGCCGGCGAGGACAUUAGCAUCGAGAUGACGCAUCCGGAGCUGCAGGAUCUAUACAAUCAGUUCGAAAACAUUCAAAGCGAGCUGGACGCCAUGCUGGCAAUGAAGGCUCCGACUCCGGCUGCGGCUGCAGCUUCUACUUCAGCCCCCGCUCAGUGAGGACGUUGACCAUUCCCUGUGCCAAUUUAGUGUUUAGUGUUAGUCGUCCACCCUGUGCAAAUAUGUAUGCAAUACAAAAUCCAAUCGUAGCCAAAACCUAGUUAAAAAAGGAGAGUUCGGCAACCGUUUGUAGCUUCCAAUUUAAAUCAGUUCUUGAACUCUUAAA
This is a messenger RNA of Drosophila serrata, 1080 nucleotides long. RefSeq names its product COMM domain containing 10 protein valette (gene Vlet). The record is from RefSeq and is a predicted model, not a curated record. Lineage: Eukaryota; Metazoa; Arthropoda; Insecta; Diptera; Drosophilidae.